AAACACAGCCUCCUGCCUCCCGGCCCAGGAUUAGGGGCGCAGCCACCAGGGCCCCCUUCCCCCUCCCCAGCCUCCCUCCAAGGCCCCUUUAAGACAGGGCAGGUCCGCUCCUCUCUGCGUUAACCCCUCACUGCCCAGGUGGCCCCCUGGUGGGCGGAGGCAGUGGGGGCCAGGGGCGGGGAAAGGGCUGCCCCAAAGUCUGGGAGGGAGAGAAGAAGGCAGGGAAGCAGGCAAGGCUGCUUAGUAGAGCCGGCCAGGGGCCCCUGCUGUGCCAGGCGGGCAGUGCCAAAUCCGAGGAGCCCGGAGCUGGGGGGAGGGCUGGGGACAGCCCGGCCCUGCCCCCUGCCCCUCGGGGUGCCUGGGAACUUGUGAGGAAAGUUUGGCAUCAACUGCGUGGUCCCCGAGGAUGGGCAGGGUCCCGCUGGCCUGGUGCUUGGCGCUGUGCUGCUGGGGCUGCGUGGCCCUCAAGGGCACAAAGGCUGAGGUGAACCCUUUUGUGGGGAGCCCAGGGAACAUCACUGGUGCCCGGGGACUCACAGGGGCCCUUCAGUGUGAGCUCCAGGUCCAGGGGGAGCCCCCUGAUGUGACCUGGCUCCAGGAUGGACAGGUCCUGGAGCUGGCAGACACCACCCAGACCCAGGUGCCCCUGGGCGAAGAUGAACAGGAUGAAUGGAAAGUGGUCAGCCAACUCAGAAUCUCGUCCCUGCAGCUCUCGGACGCAGGGCGGUACCAGUGCAUGGUGGUCCUGGAAGGAGAGACCUUUCUAUCCAAGCCUGGCUAUGUGGGGCUGGAGGGCCUGCCCUACUUCCUGGAGGAGCCUGAGGACAGGACUGUGGCUGCCAACAUCCCCUUCAACCUGAGCUGCCGGGCCCAGGGACCCCCAGAGCCCGUGGACAUACUCUGGCUCCGGGAUGCUGCCCCCCUGGCUCCGACCACGGGCCACGGCCCCCAGCACACUCUGCAAAUUCCAGGCCUGAACAAAACAUCCUCCUUCUCCUGUGAAGCCCAUAACGCCAAGGGGGUCACCACAUCCCGCACAGCUGCCAUCACAGUGCUCCCCCAGCAGCCCCGUGACCUCCACCUUGUCUCCAGCCAGCCCACGGAGCUGGAGGUGGCUUGGACCCCAGGCCUGAGUGGCAUCUACCCCCUCACCCACUGUACCCUGCAGGCUGUGCUUUCGGACGAUGGGGUGGGCAUCUGGUUGGGAGAACCAGACCCCCCAGAGGAACCCCUCACCUUGCGAGCCUCCGUGCCCCCCCACCAACUUCGGCUGGGCAGCCUCCAUCCUCACACCUCUUAUCACAUCCGGGUGGCGUGUGCCAGCAGCCAGGGCCCCUCUCCCUGGACCCACUGGCUGUCUGUGGAGACCCCAGAGGGAGUGCCCCUGGGCCCUCCCGAGAACGUUAGUGCCAUGCGGAAUGGGAGCCAGGCCCUCGUGCGUUGGCAAGAGCCGCGGGCGCCCCUGCAGGGCACCCUGUUGGGGUACCGGCUGUUAUAUCGAGGCCAGGACACCCCCGAGGUGCUCAUGGACAUAGGACUAAAGCAAGAGGUGAUCCUGGAGGUGCAGGAGGAAGGGACUGUGCCCAACCUGACGGUGUCCGUGGCAGCCUACACUGCUGCUGGGGAUGGGCCCUGGAGUGUUCCCGUGCCUCUGGAGCCCUGGCACCCAGGGCAAGGACAGCUAAUCCACCAGCUGGUGAGUGAACCCCCAGCCCCUGCCUUCUCAUGGCCCUGGUGGUAUGUACUACUGGGAGCAGUUGUGGCCGCUGCCUGUGUCCUCACCUUGGCCCUAUUCCUCAUCCACCGGCGGAAGAAGGAGACCCGCUAUGGGGAGGUGUUUGAGCCAACAGUGGAGAGGGGCGAACUGGUGGUCAGGUACCGCGUCCGUAAAUCUUACAGUCGCCGGACUACUGAAGCCACUUUGAACAGCCUGGGCAUCAGCGAAGAGCUGAAGGAGAAACUGCGGGAUGUGAUGGUAGACCGGCAUAAGGUGGCCCUGGGGAAGACCCUGGGAGAAGGAGAGUUUGGAGCUGUGAUGGAGGGCCAACUCAACCAGGACGACUCUGUCCUCAAGGUGGCUGUGAAGACGAUGAAGAUUGCCAUCUGCACGAGGUCAGAGCUGGAGGAUUUCCUGAGUGAAGCUGUCUGCAUGAAGGAGUUCGACCACCCCAACGUCAUGAGGCUCAUCGGUGUCUGUUUCCAGGGCUCUGAACGAGAGGGCUUCCCGGCACCUGUGGUCAUCUUGCCUUUCAUGAAACACGGAGACCUCCACAGUUUCCUCCUCUAUUCGCGACUCGGGGACCAGCCAGUGUUCCUGCCCACUCAGAUGCUGGUGAAGUUUAUGGCAGACAUUGCCAGCGGCAUGGAGUAUCUGAGCACCAAAAGAUUCAUACACCGGGACCUGGCUGCCAGGAACUGCAUGCUGAACGAGAACAUGUCCGUGUGUGUGGCGGACUUUGGGCUCUCCAAGAAGAUCUACAACGGCGACUACUACCGCCAGGGACGCAUCGCCAAGAUGCCAGUCAAAUGGAUCGCCAUUGAGAGCCUGGCCGACAGAGUCUACACCAGCAAGAGCGACGUGUGGUCCUUUGGGGUGACGAUGUGGGAGAUUGCCACGCGGGGUCAAACCCCAUACCCAGGCGUGGAGAACAGCGAGAUUUACGACUACCUGCGCCAGGGAAACCGCCUGAAGCAGCCUGUGGACUGUCUGGAUGGACUGUAUGCCCUGAUGUCCCGUUGCUGGGAGUUAAACCCCCGGGACCGGCCGAGUUUUGCAGAACUGCGGGAGGACCUGGAGAACACGCUGAAGGCCCUGCCCCCUGCUCAGGAGCCAGAUGAAAUCCUCUACGUCAACAUGGAUGAGGGUGGGGGUCAUCCUGAACUCCUUGGAGCUGCUGGAGGAGCUGACCCCCCAACCCAGCCUGAUCCUAAGGAUUCCUGCAGCUGUCUCACUGCAGUCGAGGUCCAUCCAGCUGGACGCUAUGUCCUCUGCCCUUCCACAGCCCCCGGUCCCACCCUGCCUGCCGACAGGGGCUCCCCAGCACUCCCAGGGCAGGAGGAUGGAGCCUGAGACAACCUUCCACCCGAGACUCCCUCUCAGGACCCAAGCUAGGCACUGCCACUGGGGGACCCCCUCCCCCGACUCUUUCCCACCCCAGGCCUUUCCUCUGACUGCACCCUCUUCUCCGGCCCACUUCACCUCCAUCCCAGACACAUUCUUCUCCUCUGGGUUUUGGCAUUCCCAUUUGUAAAAGGAAGUCAUUGGGCUGCAGCCCUUAAGGGUCCUCCCAGGUCUAACAUUCCAAGAUUCUGGAUUCUAAGGUCCAAAGAGUCUAGAUUCAAAGGUUCUAGAUUUCAAAGAUGCUACGAGUCUUUGGUUCUAAAGACCUGAAAUUCCAGUCUCCAAUUCUAAAGUUCUGAGGUUCUAGACAUGGAGAUCGGAAGGCCUAAUGUUCUAAGGCUCUGAGAUUCUAUGGCUAUAGAUUUUCUUGUUCUAAGAUUCUUGAUAAGACACCAAGAUUUUAGGUUCUAAAGAGCUGAGACUCAAGUUCUAAGAUCUAAGGCUGUGGUUUAGAUUUUAUUUUUCUAGGAUUCUGAGUUCUUAGAGUAUAAGAUUCUAGAUUCUAUAAUUCUAGACAUGAAGGUUCUAAGGUCUAAUAUUCUAAGACUUGAUGUUCUAAUACUCUUAGAGUCUAGAUCCUCUGGCUGUAAGACUCUAGACCAUAAGUCUUCAAGAUUUUCUACUGUCCAUUUCUAAUAGUCUAAUGGUGGUCCAUUCUAGGUUGUAAGGCUUUAUGAUCCUGGAUUGUCUUGUUAAGAGAUUCUGGAGCCUAAGGGUCUAAGAUUCUAAAAUCUGCAAUUCAGAAGUUUGAAGAGUCUAAACAUGGAGGUUCUAAGAUCUAAUAUUUGAAGAUGUGAUGUUCUAAGAACCUAGAUUCUCUGUGUCUAAGGUUCUAGAUCAUAUGCUUCAAGAUUCUAGAUUAUUAAACUCAAAAGAUUCUAAUGUUGGUCUGUUCUAUUCCAAGGUACUCUAGAUUCUACUGUUCCAGAAUUAUGGAUUCUAAGCAUCUAAAGUUCUAAGAAUCUCACAGUUGUAAGUUUCUAAGAUUCUAGAAUCCAAAGUUCUAAUCAUUUUUAAUGUUGGAUACCUCUAGGUUCUAUGCUACAUUCUGUCUUUCUAGGAUUUUAGUUCUUAAGCAUUCAAGAAGCCAUAUUUCUAGAAUUUUAAGAUUCUAGGCACGGUAGUUCUAAGACACGAAUGUUCUAAAUUUCUAAGAUCCUAUAAAGGUCCACAGGUCUAGACUAUUAGUACAGUUCCAAGGUUCUAAUCUUAGUGUUCUUCUGUGUGCCUGUUCCCUCCUGAACCACCUUUGCUUCCUCCUCCCUACAUGUGGGGGUGUGCCCCCCUCAAGCCUGUGCAAUGCAUUAGGGAUACCUCCUUUCCCCCAGGGGACAAUCUCUCCCCUUUUGGGCCAUGCUGCCCCCCUGAGCCAGUCCCUCAUCCCCUCUGGAUAGAGUGUGGACUCUGGUGCCUCUGGGGCUCAGGUCACAUAAAUCUUUGUAACCACG
Molecule: messenger RNA, 4569 nt
Organism: Loxodonta africana (African savanna elephant)
Lineage: Eukaryota; Metazoa; Chordata; Mammalia; Proboscidea; Elephantidae
Gene: AXL
Product: AXL receptor tyrosine kinase
Exons: 20
Coding region: 407-3070 (887 amino acids)
Biological process (GO): multicellular organism development; cell surface receptor protein tyrosine kinase signaling pathway; positive regulation of kinase activity
Cellular component (GO): plasma membrane; signaling receptor complex
Molecular function (GO): ATP binding; protein binding; transmembrane receptor protein tyrosine kinase activity
Source: RefSeq, a predicted model, not a curated record